UCAGAGUCGCGAUGACUGUGACAGUUACUUCAGAAGUGGCUCAGGGUUUGCUUCCGGUUAGAGGGUCUCCAAACAAGAGGUUUUGGGGACCCAGGCGUCUCGCUCCUCGCAGGACCUUCGCGGUCGUUGGACCCCGCAGCUGCUGCCGUGGGAGGAACUGAAACUCCUCGAGCGUGUUGGGAGUACUCCUCAUGAAUGUAUGCAGAUGUCCAGCCUGAAUCUGAAAGGAAUUGACUUCCCUGUGGGAAUGCAACUCUGAAGCCCAGUGUUACAGUACCAGAUGGAGAAAUGUUAGCCCAGAUUAAGGUGAUGUCCAUCCCCCUAGUUCCCCAUAUUCUGGAUGUAAAUGAACAAGACAGGUUACUAAAAGGUGCUCCCAAGGGACAGAUCACCAUUCUAAGAAAAGAGGAAUUCAGCCCUGAGGCUUCUCGCCAGAGCUUCAGAUGUUUUCCAUACCCAGAGAAAGCUGGACCCCGGGAGGCUGUGAACCAGCUCUGGGAACUCUGCCUUCAAUGGCUGAGGCCAGAGAUUCACACAAAGGAGCAGAUCCUGGAGCUGCUGGUGCUGGAGCAAUUCCUGACCAUCUUGCCCAGUGAGAUCAGGAUUUGGGUGAAGGCACAGCAUCCACAGAACAUUGAGGAGGUGGUCACCUUGGUGGAGGAUUUGACUCAAAUGCUUGAUGAGGAAGUUCUGAGUUCUCAAGAUCCUACUCUUCUCCAAGAGGGAAGCAUAGAGAAGGAAAAGUCUACUGUGUUCCCAGUAGCCAGAUUUCAGGAAUUGGUGACAUUGAAAGAUGUGGAUCCAGACUUCACUUGGGAAGAGUGGGCUCAACUGGCUCCUGUUCAGCAAGACCUCUACAAGGAAGUGCUUCUGGAGAACUAUAGGAAUCUGGUUUUUCUUGGGCUUUCAAUUCCUAAACCAGAUGUCAUCUCCCAGUUGGAACGUGAGGAAAUGCCAUGGACGCUGGAGAGUAAAACCCCAAGAGCCAUUUGUUCAUAUUCUGACACUGAACCUGAAACAAAGGAGCCAUUUCCAAAGUUGGAAACUUCUGUAGAAAAACUAUCUCAGAGGACAAUAAUAGAAAGACCUAUCAGACAUAGUUUCUGGGACUCCAGAUUAGGAGAAGCCUUUAAAUUUCAAGGCCCAUUAGUGAGAGAGCGGAGCCAGCAAGACAAUCAUUUGAAGCAAGUAAUGAUCACACAUGAGGAAACACUAAGUAAGGAAAAAACCUCUGAAAGUAAUGAGUUUGGGAGACACUUCAGUUUGAAAUCAGUCCUCAUUACACAACAGAAAGUUCCCAUAGUAAAUAGUGUCUGUAAAUGUAAUAUGCAUGGAAAAUGUUUCAAAGAUGAUUCACAACUAACUAAAUGCCCAAGAAUCUACACAGGACAGAAACCUUUUACAUAUAAUGAAUUUGACAAACCCUUCAGACAUAUUUCAGAGUUGAAACUUCAUUAUACCCAUCAUUCUGGAGAGAAAUCCUAUAAAUGUAACGAAUGUGGGAAAGCCUUCACCAAGUGGGCAAACCUUACUCGACAUCAGAGAAUUCAUUCUGGAGAGAAGCCUUAUAAAUGUGAUGAAUGUGAGAAAGCUUUCACACAAAGGACACACCUUACACAGCAUCACCUUACUCAUAUUGGAGAGAAACCAUUUAAGUGUAAUCAGUGUGGAAAAGCCUUUUUCCAGAGGCCACACCUUACUCAACAUCAGCAUACUCAUAUUAAAGAGAAACCAUUUAAGUGUAAUGAAUGUGGGAAAGCCUAUAGUUCCAUUUCACAACUUAAUCUUCAUCAAAGAAUUCAUUCUGGAGAGAAAUCGUAUAAAUGUAAUGAAUGUGGAAAAGCCUUUACCAAAUGGGCAAACCUUACUCGACAUCAGAGAAUUCAUUCUGGAGAAAAACCCUAUAAAUGUAAUGAAUGUGAGAAAGCCUUCUCACAGAGAGCACACCUUACACAGCAUCAACUUAUUCAUAUUGGAGAAAAACCAUUUAAGUGUAAUGAAUGUGAUAAAGCUUUCUUCCAGGUCUCACAGCUUAAUCUUCAUCAAAUAAUUCAUUCUGGAGAAAAACCUUACAAAUGCAAUGAAUGUGGGAAAGCCUUCACCCAACGGACAAUUCUUACUCAACAUCAGAAAAUUCAUUCUGGUGAGAAGCCCUUUAAAUGUAAUGAGUGUGGAAAAGCUUUUACCAAGCGGUCAAACCUUACUCAACAUCAGCAUACUCAUAUUGGAGAGAAACCAUUUAAGUGCAAUGAAUGUGAGAAAGCCUAUAGUUAUAUUUUACAGCUUAAUAUUCAUCAAAGAAUUCAUUCUGGAGAGAAACCCUAUAAAUGUAAUGAAUGUGGAAAAGCCUUUACCAAGCGAGUGAUCCUUACUCAACAUCAGAAAAUUCAUUCUGGAGAGAAGCCCUUUAAGUGUAAUGAAUGUUGUAAAGCUUUUACCAAGCAAGCAAAUCUUACUCGACACCAGAGAAUUCAUUCUGGAGAGAAACCUUAUAAGUGUAAUGACUGUGGCAAAAGCUUUACCCAGAAACCAAACCUUACUCAACAUCAAAGAAUUCAUACUGGAAAUAAGGGCCUUGUGCAUGGUAGAUGUGUAAUUAAUGUUUGUUGAAUUGAAGCAAAUUAAAAUAUUUUGCUGAAAUCUAAGUAGCUUAUAUCAUCACCCUGAUCUACAAGUCCAUAAUGAAAGAAAGAAAGAAAGAAAAUUUUAGUCUGGUAUGACCUGUUUGCAAUGAAGAUAUUUUCACUUUAAAUAAUGCUUCUUUUUCAAACUGUUCACAAAGCGUCCCCUUUUGUCUUUUGUCUUUACAUCACUGUCCUUUCUAGAAAAAAAAAUUCUUCUCCAAAUUGGAUAUUGCCUUGAGAAAAACAAUUAAGCACAAGCAUCCAACACAGAGACUGCCUCUGACAGUAUAUACAAUAUUCUGCUCUAGUAGUCCCCACCUCUCUACUGUGAAAAGAGAGGCAUAUCACAUCAUUUGUUCUCUUUCAUUUGUUCAAGGUUCAGAUUCCUUUCAGUGAUUUUUUUUUCAUUUAUAUUGUUCUUUUGGUCUUCAUCUUAACUUUUCUAAAAAAUGGAAUGUUUACCUAUCAUAAGAUUCCUCUCACAUUCUUCAAGAUAUUUCAAAUGUCAUUGAUAUGGCUUAGUCAUAUCUGUCAGUUCUUUUCAUAUUCUAGGAUGGCAUUCAUCUGUAUCUGGUGACUUAAACCUGUUGAGGGUAGCUAGGUGCUUAUCCUCACCUAAUCGGUUUCCAUUCCCUGCUAACCUUUUGUGUUCUAUCCUUCUCAGUCCAAAGAACAUUCUCCUUGAAAGAGAAAAUAGGGACAAAGUAAGAACCUACUUACUUCAGCUUUAUCUGUUAACAAUCAACCCUUCAUGUGGAGGUGUAAUCCUCUCCUUUCUUUCUUUGCCCCCAGCAUAGCUAAAAUACCUUUUUUAUUUUCCUUAGCUCCAGCCUCAGCUGGAGCCCUGACUGCCAGGCUCAGCUCAUUCUUUGCAUUAUCAUUCCUGACAUAGUUCUUACAGGAUCAUGCUAUA
Molecule: messenger RNA, 3537 nt
Organism: Vombatus ursinus (common wombat)
Lineage: Eukaryota; Metazoa; Chordata; Mammalia; Diprotodontia; Vombatidae
Product: zinc finger protein 2 homolog
Exons: 6
Coding region: 289-2610 (773 amino acids)
Biological process (GO): regulation of transcription by RNA polymerase II
Molecular function (GO): RNA polymerase II cis-regulatory region sequence-specific DNA binding; DNA-binding transcription factor activity, RNA polymerase II-specific
Source: RefSeq, a predicted model, not a curated record